Cicer arietinum (chickpea) is the source of this 1688-nucleotide messenger RNA. RefSeq lists its product as uncharacterized. Gene Ontology annotation, biological process: regulation of DNA damage checkpoint. Gene Ontology annotation, molecular function: protein binding; DNA binding. The record is from RefSeq and is a predicted model, not a curated record. Gene Ontology annotation, cellular component: nucleus. NCBI's taxonomy places the organism in Eukaryota, Viridiplantae, Streptophyta, Magnoliopsida, Fabales, Fabaceae.
CCCCAUUCUCACAAACUAAGUGUUGCAAUUCCAAAACAAAAUCCCUAACUUCCUCUUUCUUCAAUUCAAUUCAAUGGCGCCUCCCAAACUCACCGACUAUGAACGCGAACGACUCGAAAACAUUCGCCGCAACAAUGAAAUGAUGGCCAAACUCAAAGUCCAUUCCAAAGUUUCCGAACUCUCCAACCGUCCCAAGGUCGUUACUAAAUCGUACAGUGUGAAAUCGGAGAAAAAACCUAAAACGGAAACCCCUGUAGUCAUCAGACGCUCACUUCGAACAAGAGGUAUUCCACCCGAUUCCAAGGGUUUAGAUUUAGAUGCUACUUCAGAUUCCAACCUUCUCAUUCGCAAUUCCCCCCAAAAAAGUGAUUCUUUGGUUCAAACUUUGGGUCCUAUUCCCAUGAAAGAUGCUUAUAGAGGCGCCGAUUCUGACCGAUCUUUCAUUGAAUCAUUGGUUGAUGUGUCCAACAAGGAUUUUUCAGAAGAAAAACUCAAUGGGAGUGUAAAAAAGAGGAAAAUUGAGUGUUCCCUUAAGUUGGAAUCUAUGUCGUUGGAUCCUGAAAAUAUAGCGCGUAUUGUUCCUGGAAGGAUAACUCAAAUGAAGUUUUUUCCCUCCAAUGAUAGGAAAAUGGUUGUAGCGGGUAACAAAUUUGGGGAUAUUGGGUUCUGGAAUGUUGGAGAAAACGAUGUUUUUUUAUACCAUCCACAUCAGGCUCCCAUUUCUGGGAUAUUGGUUCAACCUCAUUGCUUGUCAAAGAUAUACACAAGUUGUUAUGACGGACUUGUUCGGUUGAUGGAUGUUGAGAAGGAAAUAUUUGAUAUGGUCUAUAAUAGUGAUAAUUGCAUAUAUGCUCUCUCACAGCCAAAGAAUGAAGCAAACUGUUUAUAUUUUGCUGAGGGUUCUGGGGGUUUGACUGUUUGGGAUAACAGAAUAGGAAAAUGUUCAUCCAACUUGGAUUUGCAUGAAACUAGGAUUAAUACAAUAGAUUUCAACCCUCAAAGCUCUCAAAUUGUAGCUACCAGUUCCUCUGAUGGUACUGCCUGUACUUGGGAUUUGAGAUGUAUUGGUGAGUCUAAGCUCACAGCCUUGAGGACAUUUGCACGCAAAAGAUCUGUGCAAUCUGCAUAUUUCUCUCCUUCUGGAUGUAGCCUUGCCACUACAAGCAUGGACAACACAAUUGGUAUAUACAGUGGAGUUCACUUGGAGGAUGAGACUUCUGUUUAUCAUGACAAUCAGACUGGCAGAUGGAUUUCAACUUUCAGAGCAAUAUGGGGUUGGGAUGACUCAUACCUCUUCGUUGGGAAUAUGAAAAGAGGAGUUGAUGUCGUCUCGACAGUUCAAAGGGCGACAGUAAUGACUCUACAGAGCCCACACAUAUCUGCAAUUCCAUGUAGAUUUGAUGCUCACUCUUCUGAGGUUGGGAUGCUAGCAGGUGCUACAAGUGGAGGCCAGGUCUAUAUUUGGACAUCAAGCUAAGAUUUUCAUUCUAUAUGCACUUCAGUUGGGUGCAAAAACUUGUACCAUUUUUGGGGGCUUAUUUUGAGGCCUUUUUGUGUACACUAGCAUCUAUAUCCCAAGUUGUCAACUAUGUAAGUGUCUGCUGGAUAUGGUGAUUGUGAGGGUGGCUAAGUGUCACACCACCAGCCGUUAAUGAUCACUAAUUAAUGUUAUUUUAUUUGUUUUUAUA